Molecule: messenger RNA, 1724 nt
Organism: Hevea brasiliensis (rubber tree)
Lineage: Eukaryota; Viridiplantae; Streptophyta; Magnoliopsida; Malpighiales; Euphorbiaceae
Exons: 8
Coding region: 49-1260 (403 amino acids)
Source: RefSeq, a predicted model, not a curated record
AUAAAUUCAUUCCUUCUUGCCCACAGUCACUUCCAUCAGGCACACAAAAUGAUUACUUCUGCUUCUUCUCCUCCUCCUCCAAUUCCGACAGCCUCGCUAGUCCAAUCACCUUCUCCUUCUUCUUCUCCACGCCGCCGUCUGCUCUGCCGUGGAGCAUCGCCACCGACUUCUAAUCUCAAAUUUGUUUUACACGAUGCCUUGGAUUCCUUAGGCUUCGACACCAGCUACGCUAGAGAGUCGAGGACGGAAUUCUUGACACAGAUUCAGAAUUUAUCGGAUAUCGAGAGGGAAACUAGCAUUAGCAUCAAUAGAUGUGUGGAUUUGGGGAAAACAGCGCUUUAUAUUGCAGCCGAGGAUGAUUCUCUUGUAUCUCACUCUUCGGUCCCACUUCCUGUAGAUGAUUUCAUUCAAUUGUUGGAUGAUCUUUCCAUGGGCUACUGCUCAAGCUAUAACUCAUCAUUCAGUUCUUCCCCUGAAAUUUUUCUUCAUAGUUUAGACUCAUAUUUGUAUGUCAACAAGGGUUUCCGGAGAACCGAUGCUAAGGACCAAUUGGAGGCACAGGGUCUCUAUCUCCCCUCAGUUUUGACACAUAGAUCUGGAUCAGCUGUUAUGCUUUCACUCAUUUACUCAGAAAUCCUGAAAAUGCUUCGCUUAUGGGGUCUAGUGGAUUUUGAUUGUGAGAUAUUCUUCCCUUAUGAUCUUCAUGGUCUUCCUAGAGGCUAUGAUACGCGGAAGAGCAAGGAAUCUGAGCAGCCUUUCAUAACGACGACACAAACUCUGUUAGAGGAGACUUUGAGAAAUUUGAAGGAGGCUUUCUGGCCAUUUCAAUAUGACAACACAAAAAGUUUAUUCUUAAGGGCAGCGCAUGCUGCAAAUUGUAUUGAUAAAUCAAAAAAUCUUGAAGACAGUGAUUGUCAGCUUGCCCCUGCAGAGAGUGCUCAACAUAGGCUACUCCAUGGUGUUCAGACCAGAAAAAGUUUUGGGGAUAUGAUGCUUGCAUUAUCUGCGUGUGAACGUCUGAUACUCCUGGAGUCUGAUCCAAAGGAAUUGAGAGAUUAUGGCAUUCUUCUAUACCAUUGUGGAUUUUAUGAGCAGUCACAGCAAUGUCUCAAGAUGUAUCAAGACACAAAGAGUUUUUCCUUGCAAAAGCAACCAUCCAACAAAUUUGACAACCUGGAGGAAGAUGCUGUGGAGAAAUUGAUGGUGCGUCUUGACCUCAUAUUGAUGGAGAAAGGCUGGAGCAAGCCUUCGCUUGUUUGAAAUUUCAUUGGAAAUGAUUCCAAACCAUGCUAGAGUGGCAUCUUCAAUCUCUUACAGUUGAACUUGGUUCAUGAGGUAUGGAAGUGCAGUUUCUUGCACUUGAUUCUAUAUCUUCACAAACAAUGGAGAAUCCUGGAAAAGGUUUUAAUUGUUGUUAUAAUAGCAGCACAUGACAUAACCUCCAAUGCUAGUGUUUCAUGUCUCAACAAUUGAAGCCUGGUUCUCUGGGAAGUGGGUUGACAAAACAGUCAAUUCUGGGAAGCCAUUACCUGCUGGAUGGAGAUAUUAUCUAGGUUUUUUCUUUGACAGUUAUGCAAAAGUCUGGUCACAAUGUGGUAGCAUCUGACAUUUAUUUUUUGUCCCAGUAAAAUGUAAAUUGAUGUCUAUGUAUGACAAGGCUUAGUUUAAACAAGGUAAUAAUUUAUCAAUUUUUUAUAUAUAACUAGUCAUUUUACCUGUGCAAA